Aspergillus ruber CBS 135680 is the source of this 1718-nucleotide messenger RNA. RefSeq names its product class I adenylate-forming enzyme family protein. The transcript has 5 exons. Bases 1 to 1692 code for a protein of 563 amino acids. Lineage: Eukaryota; Fungi; Ascomycota; Eurotiomycetes; Eurotiales; Aspergillaceae. Gene Ontology annotation, biological process: fatty acid metabolic process. Gene Ontology annotation, molecular function: medium-chain fatty acid-CoA ligase activity. The record is from RefSeq and is a predicted model, not a curated record.
AUGCAUGGUUUCCAGAGCGACGGGUUUCCGAAUGAUCCCCUGUUCAUUCAACUUCGUCGACUCGCCACGGAGCUGCCCGGUGUGCUAUUCCAUGAUGAAUAUGGCAUCAAUGCCGGCUAUACCGACGUGAUCAGCGAUGUCAUACACCUGCGUCAGGUCCUGCGAGAGGUUUUGCCAAGUACUUCUUUCAAUGGGCAAGGCUGUCUUCAAAAUAAUGCUACCUCGGUGGCGUUUCUUGCAACCAGUCAAUACUAUUUCAUUGUGAGCUUUCUGGCUAUUGCAGCUUUGGGAGGUGUGUGUGUACCAUUGGCAACGGGCCUUAGUCCGGAAGAAGCGCUGUACUUUCUGAAUAAAGCCAAGGCAACCUACAUCCUAACAGAGGAGAGUACUUCCGAAAAGGUCAUGGCAAUUCGAGGCUAUGCACAAGCUCAGGCCGGCCAGAAAUUGGACUUGAUUCCGAUAACAAGAGCCAAGUUGGAAGCAAGCUUAUGUCCUCCCAAAUUGGAGAUAAAUGAGGAAUUGACGUUCUCUCCAACCUGUGGAUGCCUGGUUCUGUUUACAUCAGGGACGACUGCGUUGCCAAAAGGCGUAGUUCUCCCCCGGAAGCUAUUUUAUUUCGAGGGCCAGACAGCUCCCCAAGAAGUCCUCUAUCUAGCAUCCACUCCCUCGCAUUGGAUUGGAGGUACAGGUGUUUUGGACAGUGUACUUACCGGAGAAAGACUACAUAUGAUGAAGAAUGGGUCUGGACCGGCAAUGUUCUGGGACGUUUUGAGGGAGGGCAAAGUAACGGACAUGAGCAUGUCGCCAACACUUCUAAGGGAGUUGAUGGAAUACUACAAUGAGAAAAUCUGUGAUAUUGCACCUGAUGAGCGUGGCAAGUAUAUCAGCGGAGCUCAAAAGUUACAAACAGUGUUUUCAAGCGGUUCGGUGCUUAGUCCUUCCACUCGGAGAUUCUUUACGGAUAUAGCCAAUGUGCCAAUUAGAAAUGGGUACGGACUGACUGAGAUGGGCGGAGGUGUGACGGUCACUCCGGCUGAUUCAGCUCUUGAGGAAGGUUAUAUUGGUACGCCUCUACCGGAAGUGUCAGUCAAACUCUCCGAUGGUGACCAGGGAGAAGUUCUGGCCAAAAGCCCCCGCAUGUUCACCCACUAUAUUGAUGAUGAAGCAGCCACACGUGCUGCAUUUGACAAUGAAGGGUUUUACAAAACAGGAGAUUGUGCUCAUCGCAUUGGUGAUAAGUACUAUUUUGAUGGCAGAGCUUCAUGUGACUGGAUUCGGUUUCAUGAAUAUACGAUUCACGUUAUAGAGCUCGAGCAACGACUGAUGGAUCUUCCAUAUAUAUCCGAGGCCCAUGUUCUCCCAGUGCGCGAUCAUGAAGCUGGUGGAUUGGUGGCUGCACUUUUGCGAGUUCGAAAACAAUAUUGCAAUAUCUCUCUUCAGAAAAUACGUGCGGACCUUGCUACCAAUAAUAUGGCCUCAUACAAGUUACCUACGCUCGUACGGGUUCUCCAAAAAGAUGAGAGAGUCCCAUUAACAGCUUCCGGCAAAACGCUGAAAAGGGAGAGUCUGCUGAAAUACUUCAAUAUAUCCAAGUAUAUGCCAGAGAACUAUUCCGUGGAAGGUGUGGAAUACUGGGGAAAUAAACUAGAUUUGGCCGCUCCUACACGCCUGUACGACUGGGGAGGCUUAUAAAUAUUUAGACUACACUGAUUACUGAG